This is a messenger RNA of Patella vulgata (common limpet), 7325 nucleotides long. RefSeq names its product neurogenic locus Notch protein. The record is from RefSeq and is a predicted model, not a curated record. The transcript is spliced from 51 exons. Gene Ontology annotation, molecular function: chitin binding. Gene Ontology annotation, cellular component: protein-containing complex; plasma membrane; extracellular region. Bases 209 to 6877 code for a protein of 2222 amino acids. Lineage: Eukaryota; Metazoa; Mollusca; Gastropoda; Patellidae. Gene Ontology annotation, biological process: establishment or maintenance of epithelial cell apical/basal polarity; heterophilic cell-cell adhesion.
AGUGCGCAGGUCUAUCAUUUGUUUUACCUGCAGUGAUUUAACGUGACUCCACCCAUGUCAUCUACUAUAUAUACCUGUAACAACAGUAUUUUAUUUAUCCGUUCACAUAAACCAAAACAACUUUCGAUUUUGAUAGACGGAUUCUCACUUUCUUUAGUACAGUAACAUAUACACCACGAGAAUCAUUUAAUAAGGACACGGGAACGGAAUGAGAAUGUCCUUGAGGUUGGUGACCCUGGCCUUGGUGCUGGGGUUCACUUGUGCUGGAUCAGUUGGUUCCACUGGUGGAAUCUCAGACUGGAUUAACAGUUGGAUGGAUUGGGGAUUAGGUUCUGGAGCUCAAACAGCUCCAGCGUCUCAAGCAGCAGAACAAAGACUUCUUGAAGACACCAGUUUUGGUCAUGAUCAUAUUGAUAUGUCAACCAAUGGCAUAGCUGUAAUAGAUCAAGGCUUCCCUGUUGUAACACUGUGUCCAGUUAAUGUGAUGUUUAUACUUGAUGGAUCAGACAGUGUCUCACCACUAGGUUUCGGUCAGGCUAAAUAUUACCUGAAAAACGCUAUCCGAAACGUUACUAAUAUGUAUAAGGAAGCUGAUGUAGGAGUUAUUAUGUUCAGUAAUGGCAUCUCCCAGGAGAUUGAACUUAAAGCACGCAAUACAUUUGAACUCAACCAAUUAUAUCUUGAAAUAGAUGGUUUGAUUCAACCAAGAGGUCAAACCGAUCUCUAUCUAGCUUUAAGAAGAGCCCACACCGUACUCGGUACAUACAGACCUAACGAAGGAAAGGCUAUUGUUUUAAUAUCAGAUGGUUGUCCAAAUAAUGUGGCUAAAUCUAAAGCUGAAGCUACAUAUGCCUGGUCCAAAGGAGUUUACGUCGUGAGUAUUGCUAUUGAAAAGGCCCAGGUAGAUAUGUUGAAGAAAUUAUCAUUCAGAAUUCAAGAUAUCAGCACACCCAUUGAUUGGAAAUAUACCGUAGCCUGCCCACCGUCCACAUUACCCCAGUUAAGUGCUGGAUUGAGUUGUUCAGAUAUUAUGAUCGUUAUGGAUGGAUCAGACUCUGCCGGUAAACAGAAAAGUGUCAUCAAGAAUUAUUUGGCUAAUUUAGCUGACAGAUUUUAUAAUGUUAGAAAUCAGAUGGGUGUUGUUGUAUAUGGUACUGAUGUCGACUCUGUUAUUCCCUUAACUUUAGAUAAAUCUAUGCUGUCCGAGACAAUCAUCAACGACCUACGGAUCCCAGCUACAGGAACAGCUACUUCUAAAGGUAUCGAAAGAGCAGUGCAAAUUCUACAAAGUGACGGAAGAACAACAAAUAAAGUUAUUAUCCUUAUAACUGAUGGUCCACCACUGGAUCCAAACCAAGCUGCUUUAGCUACCAGAGCAGCGAUUAACAGCGGUAUCAGAGUUAUAGUAAUUGGAGUGGGCACUCACUUACAGUAUUCAGACCUCGUCUCGAUAGCUGGAGGCGUUACUCAAAAUAUUUUCCAAGUGGAAUCCUUCCUGGAUCUUUAUUCAUUAAAUUUUACAGACAACGUCUGUGGUACGCCAACUGUAAGAUGUAAUAAUCCAUGUUCUAAUGGAAAUGCUGGUCUGUUACGUGAUGUGUGUACAUGUACAUGCAAUGCUGGUUGGACUGGUACUGCUUGUGACGUUAGAGCAAACAUCUGUCCUCAAUGUGAAAACGGUGGUUACAGAUCUUCAACCAGUUCAUUUGAUUGCAGAUGUAUUUGUCUACCUGGUUUCAGUGGCCCCGCCUGCGAAAUGGAUAUGUGUAGAAAUUUACGAAAUAGUUGCAAUGGAAACGUUUCGCCAACUGCUGGAGGCUGUCAAUGCAUCUGUAGAGCCGGAUAUACUGGACAAAACUGUGAUGUACCUAUAUGUACUGAUAGUAACAUUUGUACCAGUUCAGAGAGGGGUGUGGCGUUUUAUAACGUCAACACUAGAGCGUGUGGUUGUCAAUGUCGAUCGGGAUAUACCGGAAGUCGCUGUGAACGCAUUGAUUGUACCUCAACGCAAUGUAAAAAUGGUGGAACCCCUGCUCUGUCUGGAACAUCUUGUUAUUGUCGAUGCCCUUCAACACACACCGGUACUUAUUGUGACACACCAGUUGUAGUAUGCCAAUCGUGUAGAAAUGGCGGUUAUAGAGCAUCGACGUCCACCUAUGACUGUUCAUGUACAUGUCCUGCUGGUUACUCUGGUCAAUAUUGUGAAAUUGACGCCUGUCAAAAUAUACAAAAUUCUUGUCAAAAUGGACGACUAGUAAGAUCAUCUAGUGGAUGUGCUUGUCAGUGUAAUGUUGGCUUUAGUGGAUCUCGAUGUGAUACAUGUUUUAAGAAUUGUGCUAAUGGAGGUACACCAUAUGUAUCCAAUGGUGCAUGUCUGUGCAGCUGUGCAAGUGGUUUUACUGGCGAACUAUGUUCACGUGCAUUAAAUCCUUGUCCUAAUACUAGAUGUAAUGGAGGAACACCCCAGUUGAUUAAUGAUAGAUGUGUCUGUUUAUGUCAACCAGGAUUUACGGGAGAAGGCUGUACAGAUCUUAUAUGUAUUGAUGUCAGAGAUUGUAAUAGCAAUGGUCGAUCUUUCUUCUUUCAAAACAACUCAACAUGCGGAUGCAAUUGUAACCAGGGAUUUUUACCACCAAACUGUGGCGUUAGAGAUUGCUCAGGCUACCGGUGUGCAAACGGUGGAUCUCCUGCAUCUUCGGGCAGUUCUUGUUUAUGCAAUUGUCCUAGAUCUUUUACAGGUCCCAACUGUGACACACCAGUUUGUCAACCUUGUUUAAAUGGUGGCGUUAGAUCCAAUUCUAACACUGGAUGUUCUUGUACAUGUCGUGCUGGUUUUACUGGACCAGUCUGUGAAGUCGAUGAAUGCAAUAGAGUUCGACCUAGUUGUUAUAAUGGAGUAGCCACGCCCACACAAGGUGGUUGUCAAUGUAGAUGUAAUACUGGUAUUACUGGUACUAACUGUGAUAGAUGUUUGACACCAUGUCAAAAUGGCGGAACACAAUCUAUAGUUAGUGGAGGGUGUGUUUGUAGAUGUAGAGAUGGUUACAGUGGAACCAACUGUGAAAUUGAACCUCGAUGUUUAAGAGAAACUUGUUCUGGAAGAGGUACUGCCAGAUUACUCAAUGAUGCAUGUGCUUGUGACUGUAAUCCUGGUUUCACUGGGGCUAAAUGUGAUGCUCUUCUAUGUACUGCCAGUGAUUGUUCAUUCCGUGGUACAGCUUUCUAUAAUGCAGCUACAUCUAGGUGUGGUUGUAAUUGUAAUUCUGGAUACAUAGGAGAAACCUGUCAAAAUAGAGAUUGCUCAGGCUACCGAUGUGCAAACGGUGGAUUAUCAGUAUCUUCGGGCAGUUCUUGUGUCUGCAAUUGUCCUAGAUCUUUUACAGGUCCCAACUGUGACACACCAGUUUGUCAGUCUUGUUUAAAUGGUGGCUAUAGAUCCAUUCCUAGCAAUGGAUGUUCUUGUACAUGCCGUGCUGGUUUUACUGGACAACUCUGUGAAGUCGAUGAAUGCGAUAGGGUUCGACCUAAUUGUAAUAAUGGAGUAGCCACGCCCACACAAGGUGGAUGUCAAUGUAGAUGUAAUACUGGUAUUACUGGUACUAACUGUGAUAGAUGUUUGACACCAUGUCAAAAUGGCGGAACACAAUCUAUAGCUAGUGGACGGUGUGUUUGUAGAUGUAGAGAUGGUUACAGUGGAACCAACUGUGAAAUUGAACCUCGAUGUUUAAGAGAAACUUGUUCUGGAAGAGGUACUGCCAGAUUACUCAAUGAUGCAUGUGCUUGUGACUGUAAUCAUGGUUUCACUGGGGCUAAAUGUGAUGCUCUUCUAUGUACUGCCAGUGAUUGUUCAUUCCGUGGUACAGCUUUCUAUAAUGCAGCUACAUCUAGGUGUGGUUGUAAUUGUAAUUCUGGAUACACAGGAGAAACCUGUCAAAAUAGAGAUUGUAGUGGUUAUCAGUGUUUUAACGGAGGAAGAAGUAAUGUUGUUGGUGAUGCAUGUUCAUGUACAUGUCUAACUGGUUAUACUGGUUUAAGAUGUGAAACAAGAGACUGUAGCUCCUAUCAAUGUCAGAAUGAUGGGCGAAGUGUGGUUAAUGGUAAUACAUGUGUCUGUCAAUGUCAACAAGGCUUUACUGGAACAAGAUGUGAAACCCGAGACUGUAGCUCCUAUCAAUGUCAGAAUGAUGGGCGAAGUGUGGUUAUUGGUAAUACAUGUCGUUGUCAAUGUCAACAAGGUUUUACUGGAACAAGAUGUGAAACCCGAGACUGUAGCUCCUAUCAAUGCCAGAAUAAUGGGCGAAGUGUGGUUAUUGGUAAUACAUGUCGUUGUCAAUGUCAACAAGGGUUUAUUGGAACAAGAUGUGAAACCCGAGACUGUAGCUCCUAUCAAUGUCAGAAUGAUGGGCGAAGUGUGGUUAUUGGUAAUACAUGUCGUUGUCAAUGUCAACAAGGUUUUACUGGAACAAGAUGUGAAACCCGAGACUGUAGCUCCUAUCAAUGCCAGAAUAAUGGGCGAAGUGUGGUUAUUGGUAAUACAUGUCGUUGUCAAUGUCAACAAGGGUUUAUUGGAACAAGAUGUGAAACCCGAGACUGUAGCUCCUAUCAAUGUCAGAAUGAUGGGCGAAGUGUGGUUAUUGGUAAUACAUGUGGCUGUCAAUGUCAACAAGGGUUUACUGGAAGCAGAUGUGAAACCCGAGAAUGUUCAAAUUAUGGAUGUAGAAAUGGUGGUGUACCAGCUGUAUCUGGUACAAGUUGUUAUUGUAGAUGUACUGCAGAUUAUUCUGGUACUUUCUGUGAUUCACCCACUUGUUCUAGCUUUGCUUGUCAAAAUGGUGGUAAUGCCAUCUCUAAUGGUAAUACUUGUUCAUGUAGAUGUCCUUCUAGUUAUACCGGUCUAACAUGUGACACAAGAGUUUGUGACCGAUUCACGUACCCCUGUGAGAAUGGCGGAACACCAUACAGCAAUGGCAACCAAUGUGCAUGUACCUGUACUCCGGGAUUCUCUGGCCAAACUUGUGGUCGAUCCCUUUGUGCAAACUUCUGUGAUAAUGGUGGUAUUGCAGUUGCUACCCAGUCUGGAUGUACCUGUAACUGCCCUGCCGAUUUCACUGGGUCGAGAUGUGAAGUUAGUCGAUGUGAUAGUUUUUGCGUCAACGGUGCCCCAACAACAACAUAUGCAAACGGGUGUGGAUGUAACUGCGAUGUUGGUUACACUGGACAAAGGUGUGACAGUCGAGAUCCAUGUUUAACCAUAAACUGCAUGAAUGGACAAAAGGUUCCAGUUGGCGGAACAUGUCAGUGUCAGUGUCGAUUAGGUUUCACUGGUUCUGAUUGUAGCCGAUCUCUAUGUUCAAGAAGUAACUGUAACAACCACGGUAGUUCUGUAUAUAGCCAGGCGACCGGAACUUGUCAAUGUUUUUGUGACAGUGGAUUCAGCGGACCCGAUUGUGCUGGCAUUGCACCAUGUCGUACGGAUUGUCUUAAUGGUGUAGGACGAUUAGCAGCACCAGGACAAUGUUUUUGUGAUUGUGAACAAGGGUUUACAGGAACCUACUGUGAAACCCCGAUAACAACUGAGCAAUGUACGGGAUCUGAGAACUUGUGUCAGAACGGUCAACCCUCUAUUAGAAAUAGCUGUACCGGUCAAUGCCAAUGUGCUUGCAGUAGAGACUUUGCUGGUGCCUAUUGUGAAAUAAGAAUCGAAGCUGAUUUAUGUGAUGAAUGUCAUUGGAGGAAUGGUGUGGGUUAUACCUAUGUAAGAAAUAGGUGUGAUAUGUAUGUUACUUGCAUACAACUUGAUACUGGUUAUCUUACUGUUGCUAGAGAAUGUGCUCCUGGAACAUUCUGGGACAAUGAAAAACUAACUUGUGUCGCCGUUGGUAGUGGAAGCUGUGCUCAAGAUCCUUGUCGAAAUUUGGCCCCUUUCUCCAAUUAUUCACACAAUAGUGAAUGCCAGGAAUUUUAUACAUGUGGUAAUGAUGGUACAACACAGGGUAGAAGUUGUUGUGAAGCUGGCUGGGGAUUUGAUAUUAAUUUGAAUCAAUGUAAACCAGAUGCUUCUUGUAAGGGUGUUUGUAAAAGAAGUGCUGCUGAUUCUAGAGCUGCUACCUGUUAUAAUGGAUGUGAUUUUGCUGCUGAUUUUAACGAUGCCCAUUACUUCUACAGAAAGACUAACCCAUCUGAACGACAGAUUUGUGGACCAGGAACUAUAUUUAAUGAAAGUUUAUGUACCUGUGAUUAUGACAGUACUCCACCACAGAGAACUUUAAAUUGUGAACCCGACAGAUAUCUACAUUUCGAUGAUAAUAUUUUCCAACCAGAAUUCACUUACGAUAAUGUUACACUACUUGGAGCCCGUGAUGUGGGAGGUAUUACUAACGGUGCUGGGCGUUUCACUGGAGAUGACAGAGUUUUAAUCCAAAGAUUCGCUAAUUCAGGAUUCAAUUAUAACUAUUUCAUCAUCCAAGUUAGAGUUAAACCAGAAAAUGUGCUACCAGGCCAAGAGUUCGCGGUCAUCUCCAAUGGUGAUUGCGGGGUCAAUGAAUCUGUUUCCAUAACCUUGACCCCUGGUCAAGCCCAUUUUAAAGUUCAACCACAAGAGUCUUCACCAUCGAUAUUAUCAGCUGCUUGUAAUACAGUUUCCGGCGAAUGGUUGGAUCUAGAGCUACAUUAUAUCAAAAAUGAACAGAGUAGUUAUACUUUCUUCGGGAAAGUUAAUGGAGCUAAAUCUAAUGAAGUUGCUGUUAAUGCCCCCAUUGCAGAUCGCAAAUGUGCAGUGCAAGUUGGUCAAGGGUAUGGAUAUCGAUUACUUCAAGGUUAUGUCGAUUGGGUAAAAAUUUACACCCUGUGCGAUCCAAACGACCAACUCAGAGGUUAGAAAGUUUUCCGACAUAAAUUUUGCCCUUUAUUUAUAUAUUAUUUUAUAUUGUGUUUUUGAAUAAAGAGAACUCCACUAUGUGCCAUAUAAAUAAAUCAAGCAUUCCCAUGUAGAUUAAGAAUAUAAUUAUAUUUGUAAAUUAUUAUAUUAUUAUGGAAUUGAUAUAAAUAAAAAUAUUAUUUUUCAACUACCAAAGUUUUUCAAGAAAAUAAGUAAUAUUAUAUGAAUAAUAUUAUAUUUUAUAAUAAUUUUCUAUUUUAGUCCCAAUUACCAUUUUUUGUACAUUUUUAAAAUUGUUUUCCUAUUUUUUCUACAUCCCAGUCUUUUCUAAUUGUGAUAUAAUACAGUUGAACACAUUUGAUCAAAGGUUAUAAAGGGCAUCAACAUAGGGCGCCCCCUGUUGUAAACAUUUGUAGCCACAGAAUUUAAAUAAAACAAUGAGACUGUU